CACUGAGGCAGGUUUAAGGUGGAAAAAGAGGGGGAAACAUAUAUGACAUACAUGUAUAGGACAAGUCCAGUCUGGUCUUGAGGUCCUUCCCUCCUGUGUACUCCCCUACUGGAGCUCAGCCCCACCCCACACCUCACAUUCCUCUACAAAUACCCACUCUUCUUACACAUAGCACAUCAGAAAACAACAUCUUCAAAACAACAUAAAGCCAGGAACGAAGAAAGAACCUCGAGAAACACUGCACCUAAUUUUUCAAUUUUCAACUCAGGGACAGAGGACACAGAAUAAAAGAAUGGGAUCUUCUGCAGUUCAGAUUACAUGUGUGGCCAUCGGGGUCCUCGGCCUGGUUGGGGCCAUCGUUUGCUGUGUUGUCCCUCGCUGGAAAGUCUCCUCUUUCACAGGAUCCAACAUCGUGAUCGCACAGAGCUCUCAGGAGGGCCUGUGGAUGACAUGUGUGGUGCAGAGUACCGGCCAGCAGCAGUGCAAGAAAUAUGAAUCCCUGCUGGUGCUGUCCUCUGACCUGCAGGCCGCCCGUGCCAUGACCAUAAUCAGCUGCAUGUUGAGCGGCCUCAGCCUCCUCAUCCUGUUCUGCGGGGCUGACUUCACCACCUGCAUCCAGAAUGAAGACGCCAAGCCCAAGAUCAGCCUUGUGGCCGGGGUAGGCCUGCUGCUGGCCGGCCUCCUGGCGAUCAUCCCUGUCAGCUGGUCCGCACACAUUGUCGUGCGAGACUUCAACAACCCUCUGGUGCCUGCUUCCCAGAAGAGGGAGCUGGGAGCGUGCAUCUUUGUGGGCUGGGCUGCUGGCGUGCUGCUCCUUCUGGCUGGAGGUCUGCUGUGCUGCUUCAGCAGGCCCAAUUCUGGCUCAGGGGGAACCGCCAAGUACUACAGCAACGGCGCCUCUGCCCCUAACAAAAACUACGUGUAGUGCCUUUAUGAGAGGGACUGGAGUUUGACAGAAAGCAUGGGAGGGUGAUUUAGUUGGUGAAAGACUGGGAAGAAACAAAGUCGACAACAUCAGGAAAAAGAAAAAGUCUCAGUAAAUAUCAUAUUCUGAUGAUGAUAACUGGCUCCAGUUUUUUCUUUCACAUUCAAAGCUAUGCUAGUGUUUUUAUUUUAAAGCUAUUUUACUAUCAGGUUCUGGGUUAUGCAUAAUCAUAUACAGGCUGUAAAUUGCAGAUUAAACUCACGACAUUUUGUGGUCUUAGAAUUAAAAAGGUUUUAUUUGGGUUUCUGCUUUGACAUAUACAACAUCAACUAUGAUCUCCCAGCUACAAAACAGUUGUAUUCUCCCUGUUUUUCUUUUCUGAUUUCAAAAAAGAACCAUACAAGUAAAAUCCAAGAUUAUGAAAAUGUUAAAAAUAUAUUUGUGAGAAGAAAAUGAUCUGAUAAAAAUGCUAAAUGACCUUUAUUUAGAUGCACUAGUGGCUCAUAUUUUACAUAUAGUUUGGAUCAACCAUUCUGCCUCUGUUGUAUGUUCGCUUGUUUGUUUCUCUCUCAUCUUUAAUGUUUAUAUAUAUAUAUAUAUAUAUAUAUAUAUAUAUAUACCGUCAGAAAAAGCUAAACAAAGGCCUCAGGGAGAAUCUGUGUGCACUUCUCUGAUGACAAACGUCCACAUGACUUUUCACAGCAUUUUAUAAAACUUUUGUUAUUGCUCAUUUUGUUUUGUUUCUCAUUUUGUAUGAUGAUGAGUGCAAAUGAUUAAAAGUUGGUCUAAUUCAAA
Seriola dumerili (greater amberjack) is the source of this 1720-nucleotide messenger RNA. It is a transcript of the gene cldni, whose product is annotated as claudin-4-like. The record is from RefSeq and is a predicted model, not a curated record. Gene Ontology annotation, biological process: cell adhesion; bicellular tight junction assembly. The transcript is spliced from 3 exons. Bases 293 to 925 code for a protein of 210 amino acids. Gene Ontology annotation, molecular function: structural molecule activity. Lineage: Eukaryota; Metazoa; Chordata; Actinopteri; Carangiformes; Carangidae. Gene Ontology annotation, cellular component: bicellular tight junction; plasma membrane.